Messenger RNA from Grus americana (Whooping crane), 2441 nucleotides. RefSeq names its product mediator complex subunit 9 (gene MED9). The record is from RefSeq and is a predicted model, not a curated record. Gene Ontology annotation, molecular function: transcription coregulator activity. Bases 34 to 396 code for a protein of 120 amino acids. The transcript has 2 exons. Gene Ontology annotation, cellular component: mediator complex. Gene Ontology annotation, biological process: regulation of transcription by RNA polymerase II. NCBI's taxonomy places the organism in Eukaryota, Metazoa, Chordata, Aves, Gruiformes, Gruidae.
GCGCGGCGCCGCGGCCGCCGGCCGGGGUUCGCCAUGGCGUCGGGGGGCGCCGCCGCCCGCGCCGCCGAGGAGCCGCCGCAGCCCGAGCCGCCUGCCGAGCAGAAGCCGCCGGCGCCGCCGCCGCCGCCCGCGCAGGAGGAGUUCUCCUUCCUGCCGCUCGUCCACGACAUCAUCAAAUGCAUGGACAAGGACAGCCAGGAUGUUCAUCAGGUGCUGAAUGAGCUCAAGAACAAGUUCCAGGAGAUGAGGAAGCUGAUCAGCUCCAUGCCCGGCAUUGGUGUGAGCCCAGAGCAGCAGCAGCAGCAGCUGCAGAACCUGCGGGAGCAGGUACGGACCAAAAAUGAACUGCUGCAGAAGUACAAGAGCCUUUGCAUGUUUGAAAUCCCCAAGGAGUAGGAAGGGCGCAGCUCUGCUCUCCAGGUCUGAGAUACCUCCUCUCCUGGGUGACCAGGAGAGAAAAAGGUGGCAGAAGUUUACUUUUCUUUCUUUUAUGCUUUUUUGGUGACGUUGCUCUGAAGUUGUGUCUGUGUGGAUCACAGGCGUGUGACACUGAACCAGAACACUGUGUGCUUCACAUAUGAUGAUUACAGCGGUACAUUCACUUCGAUCUGCUGUAGGACUGUGCAUUUAUAUAUGCAUCUCUUCUGUUUUCUCUUGGGGUGGGGUGGUUGGGUUUUUUUACAUUCAAGCAAGCAGGAGACAUUAUGUUUUCUCAUUGCUAAGGGUCAAAGUACCAGCUGGUUAACUUCAACAAGAGAAAGGGGGCAUUUUCUGCAAUUUUUUUUCACUUAAAAGUGGUCAAACGUCAGAAGGGAGCAUAAGAGGGAAGCGUGAGCUGUUUGGCCCUGCUCCUGGAAAGGGUCUCUGGGGCACUUUCCAGUCUCUGUGUGUCAGAAGAGGAGUGAUUGCUUUCAAUUACUUCUGUAUUUCUCUUUCUCUCUUUUUAAACAAAUGAUGGUUGUGUCUGAGAUGCGUCAAGUAAAGAUUUAGAAAUUCCAAACUCCCUCGUGUGUAUUCGCUGAGUGGAUGUGGGCUGAGCAGGGACAGUACUUGGGCUGCACAGAAGACCUGCGUAGCCUGGGCCCAGCUCCUCUGUCUUUACAUCACCUUUUUGGAAGCAGGGAGGGCAAAGCAGAGACUGCCAGGGGAGCGGAUUUCAGUGGGCUUUGGGUGCGUGAAUCUCCUUGGGCAAGUGCAGCUUGUAGGCAGUACAUUGGGCAUCUUGCUCUUAAAACAGAAUCAAAACAAAGGGCAUAAAUGACAAGAGCUUUUGGUUAUCCCAUGCAUGACGGAAGUCAGGCUCAACGGGAUGGGUCAGUUCCACAUCCGAAGUGCUCUGGAGGCUUCCCACAAACACAAACAUUUGAGCAGCCUGAACAUUUCCCAGCGGCUGAUGAAAAGCUCUUGAAUGUUGUACAGCAUUCAGAUGGAUCCCGGGGCUCGCUGCCCUCUGUCCUGCUGGUAGCUGUUACGGUGCCUGAUGACAUCCUGGUAAGCAGCACCACAACUCCCCGACUGACAAACAUGUGACGGGACCUUGAAUCUCACGGUUCUCUGAAUUAUGCUGAAAGAUGGUGCAGGUCAGUAGUGGAAGAGGUGAAAAACCAGCUAGUGGAAUACAACAUCCAUUGAGAACCAGCAUCCAAGGGCAGGUAGCACUUGUGCCUUCAAAAGAAGAGAAGCAAGCUCUGUCUGGGUAGGAUUUUCCUUUCCUAAACCAAGAGGCAAGUAAUUCUGCUCACUGGGAGCUGGGAUGGUUGCAACUCACCUGUAGCCUAGAGAUUACUCUAUCCCCGCUGGAAUACUUUACUGGUACUUUCUUUGGGAAGGUGCCAGUGUGUAAACACUGAGUAAAGCAGAACACCAAGAUAAACAAAGCACAAUGUACACUCUUUAUUACUGAAAUUACCUUUCUGCCAGCCAUUGCCUGUCCCAGUUCAAUAAAUUCUUGUGUCUCAUGCCCGGACAGUGGUUUCCCUUUUUUUUGCCAGUUGCUGUUCCUGUGAAAUCAGGGCAUAUGCGGAGCUGGAAGAAACAACGUGUUUCCAAAUAAACGUCUGGCGUUUAGUGCAGGAACAAGUUAACUCUGUCAGCUUGAAUCCAAGUUUCAAACGAAACUGAAGCUGUUUGGUUUGCAGUCUCACCCACCCUAGUUUUGUGGUUUUAAUAGAUUUUUUUUUUCUGUUAAUAUGUAUUAAAUAUAGGUUUGUUCUGCUUCUUGGGGAGGGAACGGGGGCUGAAAAUGAACUGAAACAGAAGCUGGACCCAGGGAGAGCUGUUCUUUGAAGAGCUUUCCCCUUUCACUUCUAGCAACCAUUACUGCAACUUGUUAUUAGCGAGAGAUUAAAAACCAUCAGAUGCAAAGGUGACCUUUCGAGCAAAGUACUUCCUUUACUCAUAUUGCAAAAUAAAAACAAUAUCCCAGACGGGGUGCAAAUGAA